This is a messenger RNA of Cuscuta epithymum, 682 nucleotides long. Lineage: Eukaryota; Viridiplantae; Streptophyta; Magnoliopsida; Solanales; Convolvulaceae. The record is from the annotation of a GenBank genome assembly.
CACCCUGGGGUACACCAUAUAUAUACUCUCCCCCAAAAAAAUUACCCCUCUAUUUUGGCUUCAAAUUUCUUUCACGUAUCUCACUCAUCCGCUCCAUUCUUCUAAAAGAAUUGCGCCUCCCUCCCUACCAGCCUCUUUCUGUCUUUCACGUUUUCCCCGGAUCGCAUCGACAAGCCUCAAACAGUUCAAAAACUACUGUGAAGGGUCGCUCCUAUACUCCAACCACUCCAUCAUUGAAGACCCAGGUCAUAGACGACGGUCGGCUGAAGGCGGAGGUGUGCGGGUAUUUCAUGGUGCGAACAAGCUUGUCCGGAAUGGCCCAACGGAAGGUGAUUCGGCUUCUGAGAAAAAUGAUGAUGAGGUGCGACAGAUGAAUGACAACGUCCUCAAUGAUUAUAACAUCUGGUGUCUGUGUGUACAGAAGAAUGAAGACAUUCUCAUUGACUUUACCCACAAAUAUUGUAAUAAAUGUAUUAUUUAUAUAGAUUUGUGUAGGUCACCUACAAAAUGUAUGAAAGAUGUAUGUCAAUAUUGUAGUUCAAUAAAUAGAACUAUUUGAUUUUGUAAAGAGAUGGAUACAAUCAACUUGGGCAAGUGUUCAACGUUGUACAAAACAAUACAACCAAUAAUGUACAACAUUAUACAAGAUGAAGCAUUUCACAUUGUUAUUUUAUGAGCUUCA